CCAGUAUCCCGUUAACCAAGGACGGUGGAGUGGAACAAAAGGCCCAUGACUUUGCUGUGCAUGGUCUUAUAUCGGCUUGCCGAGCUGUGAGCUGGGUGAAGCAGACUGUGAAGCAGUACGAGGCUUGGACAUGUCACGAGAGAUAUGACGGGGUGUGUCCUAGGGCAGGUACUCACAUGGGACGGGGAGUUACAUACGAUCUGAGAUCUCCAAGAGUAGCAUCCGGCAGCCCAAUAGAUGUCCGAGGAAGAGGGUAUGCAGACUCACUGUUGCUGCUGUGUUUCAGGGGUUCUCCUCACCUUUCUCGGAAUUUCGCUGCUUUCCACAGGCAUCUCUAUGGUCCUGGAUUAUGGCGCCUUCGACGUGAGCUCUCUGCCCUCGGGCUGGCAGAGCUCCGAUGGGCAGCGGAAUCUCGGUAUUAUUCUGAUCUUUGCAGCUGUUCUGUCUCUCACCAUCAGUGUGGUGGCCAGUGUGCUGUUCUUUACCAGUUGUUACAAGGGUCGCACAGGGUCACAUGACAGCGAGACGGGAGCCAAGGGACCUAACCCCGUAGAGGAAUCGCCAUCAAAGCUAAGUGUUGUGGUAACUGUGGCAAAACCCUCUGAUACGACAUCGACUAGGUCGUCACAUCGCCGCAGCAAAGGGAAGCAUGGCAGGAAAAAAUCACGAAAGCAGGCCCUCGUUCAGUUGGAGACUCACCACGAGAGUAUAGAGGAACACUAUGAUUACCCGCAAGGCAGAGACACUCGCAGCGCUAAAAGACGCUCCGCCAAUUCCGCGCAUUUACGAGAAACACAGAAGCUAGAAUCUGGCUGCGCCGUACUACCUGAUCACAUGGACGGCGGGUCAGACGCGGUCAAACCUGUCACUAAUCUACCCCCUUUACUCAUAGCUUCUGCACCGGAGGAGUUCUCCAUCAAUGAUGCUGACAAUACUAGCUUAGCCAAAUUCAACGAACCGGAAGUGUUUCGGUUAAGUCCAGAGAGAAUGUCCAGUGAGGGCAGUGUGUCUAUCAUUGCCUCCAGCAGUACUGAAGACACUGUCCGUCCAUGGCCCAGUCCGCGCGAUACUGCACAGCAGGAAACGUUUGACAGAGAACUGUCUGAUAUCCUCAAGUGAGUCAGUUUCCAUGUCCCCUGUUCAAACCUGGAAGUUCUGGACCAAGCAAUCUGUGAUAAUAUGGACGCCAUGCGUCUGUCUCCGACCAAGUGUGAUCUCACCACAUCCAUAUCCCAAACAAGGUGCUAAAACAAACAAGUAAAACGUCUGUAAAACCGGCCUGACUAAAUUGUACCUUUUUGUAGGAAGUUUAUAGGAAUAUGGAUUUGGCUAGUCGCCGGUCGGUAGAUCGCCAUAACCCAUCGAUUGUCCCUUAUACAUGCUUCAUUUACGAAUUAAUCGAUAUGCGAAUUGGCCAAUCUUAUGCAAUGGUUCUUGAAAAAAAACACAUGUCCUUGUCACUGGCAUGCGAAACAUUUUGGACAUGCAUUGGAAGGCCGAGUAAAAUUCCACACGUCAUGCCAAAGCAAUUUGUAAAGUUGCGGGGGAUUACAUUCAGCUGUAAAUUUAGCUUGAUUUUCCGUUACCGGUGACUGCGAAGUGCCCGUAUAUAUACGGGCUUUGAAAUAUACCACUCCUGAUACCACUCCUGUUUGACAAGAUCAUAAUUUUACGACCAAAAGCUGAACGGUUAUGUAGUUCAGUUUGUUGACUGCUUGUAUACUACGCACAGCUGAUUUUACAUAGGUUUAAGAUCAGUUAUUAAUUAUUAAUAUUUGGUACAAGUUGUUAGUAUUCUUGAAUUUAUUUCCUUUUUUGUGAUCGCCAACUUCGUCGUUAAAAUUUGAUAAACAGGGUACUGGAUGAUCUCCUUGUGGUCUUUUAUUGUCUACGCCUUUCCGUAUGACGUAUGUGGGCAAUUAUUGGUUGUAAUACAUGUGUUCAGCGUUUUGAACCUGUUUCAGUCACGCUAUGUAAACAAGUAAAGAAAGAAAACUGUCUAGCGAGUUAGAUCUUAUACAUUUAGACACAUGCAAAGGGCAACCCCACAAUGCUGCUCACUCCGGUGUCACGUGAUACAACGAGGUCGUCGCCAAAUCGAUGAAGACAUGCUCACGCCCGCACCGACAGCGCACAGAAUGGCCCGGAAGCGAUAAACGUUGUCCAGGGAUACCAAAUGUAAACAGUACUGUAUAGCUGAAAACACAAGCAGUCACAAAAAUUAUUUUACGUUCCAUUUCUCAGAUUAGACAGUGGUUUGUACAAAAGAUCAGAUUAAUCUAUAAAUCUCCAUUGGUGAUACUAUUCAGGUAUGAAGUGUGGUUUCUAUAUGUAUCUCUAAAGAAACGGGCUAUUUUGUUUUUUCCUUUUUUGUUUUUGUUUCUUUGUUUUUGUUUUCAAAGAACUUUCACACAUUACAUGUCUGCAUACACCAGCACUAAACGAACCAGUUCUUAUCAACAAUAUGUCAUUUAUGCGCAAGUCUGUCUAAUAUGUAUAUCCGGAUAGUUCUAUAGGCAGUCAUUCAGGAUUUUAUUCAGGCAACUAAUUCGUACGGCUUACUGCACUGUUAAUUAGUCACACAGAGCAUUAUUCAUUUUACGAAAACAUAUUGCCUUUACAACAAUAAACAAUUUACAACACUAAACACAUAAGUUGUUAUAGUAGUUACAGAGUAAAGAAGAGACACUGAUCAGUUUAAUCUAUGCCAUUCUGGUAUUUAUUUCAAUGCAUUUUUAAUUACCGGUACCCUUUUGGAGUGUCGAAACUCCACGAUAGUUUUAAUUCUAUCAACGUUCAAUUCUGCAGUUCCUGUUUAGCAUGUGGACAAACUUGUUGAUACACGUCUUAAUGUUUUGUUUCGAUCAUUCAGUGGUUUAAAUAUGUCGGUAGCCAUUGUUUCGCUGUAGUGACCUCAGUAAAAUAUUUAGCUGUGCACAUUCAGCUAAAAUUACAUGUCCAGUAUUGUUUUGGUGGGGAAAAAAGACGGUGAGAGCUGUCGCCCUUUAUGACCGCAGUUGUUUGUUCUGUGCAGUCUUACCAAAUGAGACCUAGGAUUUUACCAAAUUCCUAUAACCUACACCAAAGAUCACAACAACCCCGCUGACUUACAUUUAUUAACUGUACUUGAACUCUUUAUCAAUGUCAAAUGUCAAAAGCUUAAUAAAUUAAACGAUACGCAAUUUUCAGAUGGUUAUUCAACGUGGAGUACUUAUUUGUAGUGGAUGUUUAUUUGUUCACGUGCAAACGUGUUUACUGCACUCGUACAGGACCCCGGGCUAAAGUAUUGCUCGAAGAUUGCAUUUCUAGGGUAGUCGUAUAUAGGGUAACGCUCAACCACUGUUAAUAUGUAACAAAGUUGUCAUUUUCAUAUGUGAUAAUUAUAUUUUUUGAGCACAUUUUAUUUUACCAUCGUUUUCUAGGUCUUGUGGAUAGAAUAGCAUUGCUCAUCAAAUAUACUGCUGUUAUGUACAUGUACAAUGAAAAUAUUUGUCACUGAGUUUUACUCGUUAUAUCAUUAAUUUGACAGUGUUCAAUGUGAGCCAGUGUGAUAACGAAACAAAUGAACAAAUCGUUAGUCCCAAUAGGCCUGCUGAUGUUUUUUUUUUCUCAUCUCUAUUUUGGAGUUCUUUUUGAGAGUACCUUGUUUUAUUUUUCCUUGUGAAUCAAAAUCGCAGAAUACUUUCUAUCAGUGUAAGCGUGUGUAAAAUGUGCUCGUAUUGCUGAAGGUGUCAUGGCAGUUUCCGGAGACGUUUAAAGAGUUCUAUAAUGUCAAUGCAAAAUAUGUAUUUAUUAAUUCUACUUUUUACAGUAUUUCGGUGAUACAGCUAUAUGUGAUAUCUCAUCCGUCCACAUGAAUUAAUUGUUUUUUCACAGUAAUGAUGUUUCAUAAAAUAUAUAUUCCCGAGUUUAGUAAACAAACUGCUUUGUAUCGAACAUGGGAUUACGAUAUUCCAAGUAUCUACUAGUAUUUACUGAUAGAUGUUGGUAUAUAGGAUCACAGUUUCCUGUGCAUAUUGAUAAUCAAAUUAGCUUUGCUUCUUAUUUAUUUGCUGUCGGUUAGACCACCAUUGAUCUGUCAGCUAGUAAAUUUCAGAUGCUUAUACAUGCUUAAAGAAAAUCUUGAAUAUGUCUACGCAAAUAAUAAAAGAUUACGAAGAACGUCUUUGUUAUAAUGUAAUGUUAUUUCAUAUUUUUGUAGAUGAUUGCAUCUCUUUUGAGUUUUUAAAGUUGUUUAUUUGUUUUGCUUUUUAUUUGACUUCUUUCUGUGGCCUAAU
Liolophura sinensis is the source of this 4277-nucleotide messenger RNA. RefSeq lists its product as uncharacterized. The record is from RefSeq and is a predicted model, not a curated record. The transcript has 2 exons. NCBI's taxonomy places the organism in Eukaryota, Metazoa, Mollusca, Polyplacophora, Chitonida, Chitonidae. Bases 238 to 1119 code for a protein of 293 amino acids.